AUGUCUCUUGUUGUUAAGUCAAAGACAAAAGACUUGGUUAAAUGUGAAGUUAUUGAUGGUGGUGAACUGAAAUCUAGGCGCCAUUUAAACGUCCGUGGAAAAAGUGCAACACUUCCUUCCAUAACUGACAAAGACUGGGAAGAUAUCAAGUUUGGAGUGGACAAUCAAGUAGACUUCUAUGCUGUCUCAUUUGUCAAGGAUGCUAGAGUGGUGCACAAGUUAAAAGAGUAUCUCAAAAGUCAUAAUGCUGAUAUACACGUGAUUGUAAAAAUUGAAAGUGCAGAUUCCAUACCAAAUCUUCAUUCGAUACUUUCUGCUUCAGAUGGGGCCAUGGUUGCUCGAGGGGAUCUUGGAGCUGAACUUCCAAUAGAAGAAGUUCCUUUAUUGCAGGAUGACAUCAUAAGGAGAUGUCAAAGCAUGAAAAAGCCAGUUAUUGUGGCAACAAAUAUGCUUGAAAGCAUGAUUAAUCAUCCCACACCAACAAGGGCAGAAGUCUCGGACAUUGCAAUUGCAGUAAGACAAGGUGCUGAUGCUAUCAUGCUUUCAGGAGAAACUGCACAUGGAAAAUUUCCAUUGAAAGCUGUUAAAGUUAUGCACGCUGUGGCUCUUAGGAAUGAAUCUAGAGCUAAAAAUGCUGUUGCUUGUCCAAGUCGAUUGAGUUCUCAUAAAAGCCACAUGGGAGAAAUGUUUGCUUUCCAUGCGACAACCAUGUCUAACACUCUUAAUACCCCCAUUAUUGUUUUCACCAGAACAGGAUCCAUGGCUAUUCUUUUGAGCCAUUAUAGGCCUUACUCAACAAUCUUUGCAUUCACAAAUGAAACAAGGAUUAAGCAGAGGUUGGCGCUUUAUCAUGGCGUUAUGCCCAUAUACAUGCCUUUUUCAAAUGAUGCAGAGGAGACCUUCUCUAGGGCCAUCAAACUAUUAUUGAGUGAGGGCCAUUUACACGAGGGGGAGCAUGUUACUCUUGUUCAAAGUGGAGCACAACCAAUCUGGCGUGAGGAAUCCACUCACCACAUACAAGUUCGUAAGGUUCAUGAAUAA
Messenger RNA from Sphenostylis stenocarpa, 1041 nucleotides. The record is from the annotation of a GenBank genome assembly. NCBI's taxonomy places the organism in Eukaryota, Viridiplantae, Streptophyta, Magnoliopsida, Fabales, Fabaceae.